Molecule: messenger RNA, 2634 nt
Organism: Morus notabilis
Lineage: Eukaryota; Viridiplantae; Streptophyta; Magnoliopsida; Rosales; Moraceae
Product: mitogen-activated protein kinase 20
Exons: 10
Coding region: 592-2460 (622 amino acids)
Biological process (GO): protein phosphorylation; intracellular signal transduction
Cellular component (GO): nucleus; cytoplasm
Molecular function (GO): MAP kinase activity; ATP binding
Source: RefSeq, a predicted model, not a curated record
UCUCUCUCUUCUCUCUACAAUUUGCUGAGCUUGAGAAGAGCUUUUUUGUCGGCGUUAAACAACAGAUCUCGUGUGGCUUCCAAACUCCGUGGCUGGCCAUUGUUUUCCAUCAAAAUUCGAAGCUCGAGCGAUUCGGAUCCGUCGUCGGAAAAUGCGAAGGCCUUUUCCUCGACGAAUUUAGGUGAUUUUUAUGGUGGUAGUUGGUCGCUCCGUCGCGAAUUCUGGUGGUGUUUCGCUUCGCGAGGUUUCGGAAUCGGAAUUGGAAUUUGAAUUGGAAUUGGAAUUGGAAUCGGAAUCGAAGAAGUGCAUGAGGGAUUUGGCUUGGUGGAAUCUAUGUUGUGUGAAGGAUUUGGGAAGGAGAAUAAGGUGGGAUUGCUCGUUUGUGAUCCGGAGCAGGGGUAGGUGGGGGAAAUGUGGCUAAUUUUGUGAGGGAUUUUGAGGCUUGAGAUUUUUAUUGAAGUUGUUGUUGUUGUUUUCUUUUUCUCUCUCUUUUUGGUGUGGUUUUUGUUUGAUCUCUAAGAGAUUGGAGGUUUCUUAUUUGGGCGUAAGAUUUUCUUUUGGAGAUUUGGAGGCUUUGGAUUUGAGGCAAAAAUGCAGCAAGAUCACCGCAAGAAGAAUACAGCAGAGGUGGACUUCUUCUCUGAAUACGGCGAUGCCAAUCGCUACAAAAUCCAGGAAGUUAUAGGGAAAGGAAGUUAUGGUGUUGUUUGCUCAGCAAUAGACACUCAUACUGGUGAAAAAGUUGCAAUAAAGAAAAUACAUGAUAUUUUCGAACAUAUCUCUGAUGCCGCUCGAAUUCUUCGGGAGAUAAAGCUUCUCCGACUUCUUAGACAUCCUGACAUUGUUGAAAUUAAGCACAUUAUGUUGCCUCCUUCAAGAAGAGACUUUAAAGAUAUUUAUGUUGUUUUUGAGCUCAUGGAGUCAGAUCUUCAUCAGGUCAUCAAAGCAAAUGAUGACUUAACACGAGAGCACUACCAGUUUUUUCUUUACCAGCUACUUCGUGCAUUAAAGUACAUUCACACGGCAAAUGUCUAUCAUCGAGAUUUGAAACCAAAGAAUAUAUUGGCAAAUGCAAAUUGUAAGCUUAAAAUCUGUGAUUUUGGGCUAGCGAGAGUUGCAUUCAAUGAUACACCUACUACAAUAUUUUGGACGGACUAUGUUGCGACCAGAUGGUAUAGAGCUCCAGAACUUUGUGGGUCGUUUUUCUCGAAGUACACGCCUGCAAUUGACAUAUGGAGUAUAGGCUGCAUAUUUGCUGAGGUAUUAACUGGGAAGCCUCUGUUCCCUGGUAAAAAUGUUGUUCACCAGCUGGAUUUGAUGACAGAUCUGCUUGGGACGCCUUCAUUAGAUACCAUAUCUCGGGUCCGAAAUGACAAAGCAAGGAGAUACUUGACUACCAUGAGGAAAAAGCAGCCUGUUCCGUUUGCACAGAAAUUUCCUAAUGCAGAUCCUUUAGCAGUACGACUCUUGGAACGAUUACUGGCCUUUGAUCCAAAGGACCGGCCAACUGCUGAAGAGGCAUUGGCUGAUCCUUAUUUUAAGGGACUGGCCAAAGUAGAGCGGGAACCUUCCUGCCAGCCGAUUACAAAGAUGGAGUUUGAAUUUGAGAGGCGAAGGGUCACAAAAGAGGACAUACGAGAGCUUAUCUUCCGAGAAAUAUUAGAGUAUCACCCUCAGUUGCUGAAAGAUUACAUGAACGGAACUGAGAGGACUAAUUUCCUCUAUCCAAGUGCCGUUGAUCAAUUCAGAAAGCAGUUUGCACAUCUCGAGGAAAACGGUGGUAAAAGCGGUCCAGUUGUCCCACUUGAAAGAAAGCACGUCUCUCUUCCUAGGUCUACAAUUGUACACUCAAAUACUGUUCCUACCAAAGAGCAGCACAACUACGCCUCGUAUAGAGAUCGGCAAAAUGCAGAAGAGGCAUACAAGACUUCAAAAGAUAUGGAAGUAGUUCAGGUGAAUAUAGCAAGGAGCAUGCAGGCACCUCAAAGAAUUCCUCUGGCCAAACCAGGAAGAGUUGUUGGGCCUGUUGUACCAUAUGAGAAUGGUAAUCUGAUGAAAGAUGCGUAUGACCCAAGAACGUUAAAUAGAACCGCAGUCCUUCCCCCUCAGGCUGUUCCUCCAGUUGCUUACUGCUAUCGCAAACCUGGUGUCGGAAACCAAGAAAGGUCAGCGGCAGAAGCCAGCAAGGACAUGCCGUCACAGACCAAACAAGCUGCUCAAUGCGGCAUGGCAGCCAAGUUAGCACCGGAUAUUGCCAUCAAUAUCGACACCAACCCAUUUUUUAUGACACGGGCGGGAGUCACAAAGGUGCAACAAAAUGACCGAAUCCCUGCUAUGGACGUUAACUUGUUGCAGGGAAAGGCUCCAUAUGGAGGGAUUAGUGCGGCCGCUGCCGCCGCUGCCGGGACUGCCCACCGGAAAGUUGGAACUGUUCCAUUUGGUAUGACGAGGAUGUAUUAGGCAAAAUGGAUGACGGGCAUUUUUUGGCUAAUGGAGGAGGUUAUGCUGAGUCCGUUAAUAGAGCCAGCUCUCUUAUUCAUGUUAGAUACGGUACAUUUCUGUCACAAGAUACUAUAUAUUUCCAUGAAAUUAUACGUUCAGAUUUAUAAAGAAAGGUCCUCUCUCGCCGCGCCC